Lodderomyces pseudojiufengensis is the source of this 1047-nucleotide messenger RNA. RefSeq lists its product as uncharacterized. Gene Ontology annotation, cellular component: cytoplasm. The record is from RefSeq and is a predicted model, not a curated record. The coding region runs from base 1 to 1047 and encodes 348 amino acids. Lineage: Eukaryota; Fungi; Ascomycota; Pichiomycetes; Serinales; Debaryomycetaceae. The transcript has a single exon. Gene Ontology annotation, biological process: NADPH regeneration. Gene Ontology annotation, molecular function: nucleotide binding; oxidoreductase activity.
AUGUCAUCACCUUUAAAUUUAGCCAUUGUUGGAACAGGUAUUUUCGCUACAGAUACACAUUUACCAACUAUUAAAAAAAUUUCAAAUUUGAAACCAAUUGCAGCUUAUAAUAGAACAAAAUCAAAAGCAGAAACAUUUGCUGAAAAAGCAGGUAUAUCAAAAGAAAAAGUAUAUGAUUCAUUAGAAGAAGUUUUUAAUGAUUCUAAAGUUGAUUUUGUGGAUGCAUUAUUACCAGUUCAAUUCAAUUUAGAUGCCGUUAAAUUAGCAAUUGAAAAAAACAAACCAAUAUGUUUUGAAAAACCUAUUGCUGCUAAUUUAGAACAAGCUAAAGAAAUUGUUAAGUUGAGUGAAAAAACGGAUUUACCAAUUGCUGUGUUGGAAAAUUGGUCAUUUUUAAAAGCUAUCAAAAUUAUUAAAAAUGAAGUGUUACCAAAAAUUGGAGAUAUUAUUGGUUUUACUUAUAAUGCAACUGGACCAUGGAAUGAUGAAAACAAAUAUCUUGCUACCGGUUGGAGAUUAAAACCUGAACAUAUAGGUGGAUUUUUAAGUGAUGGAGGAGUACAUCAAUUAGCUCUUUUGAUUGAAGUAUUAGGUGAUGUCGAAUCCGUUAGUGGUUUAACCAAACAAGUAAGAGAACAAAGUGGAACUGAUGACAUCUUAUUUUCAACAAUGAAAUUGAAAAGUGGAGUUAUUGGUACAUUUACAUAUGGAUCAGCAUUUGGAGCAACUGAUAAAUCUACAUCUUUUACUAUAUUUGGAACAAAUGGUUCAGUUACAUAUGAUUGGUCUCCUUCAUUAAAUAAACCUACAAUUUCUUACCAAACUGGUACAAGCGGCCAAACUAAGAGUGAAAAGACACUUAUUGAAAUUGAUGAAGUAAACACUUUUGAAGAAGAAUUUAAAAAUUUUGCAGAAGCUGUAAUAAAGAAAGAUAAAAAUUUGAUUGUUGUACCACCAUCAAAAGCUUUUCAUCAUUUGGCGAUUGUGGCUGCUGCUUUGGAGUCAUCUUCAAAAGGAGGAUCUAAUGUAAAAGUAGAAGUUGUUUAG